Messenger RNA from Exophiala spinifera, 1848 nucleotides. RefSeq lists its product as uncharacterized. Gene Ontology annotation, biological process: positive regulation of transcription from RNA polymerase II promoter by galactose; DNA-templated transcription. The transcript is spliced from 3 exons. NCBI's taxonomy places the organism in Eukaryota, Fungi, Ascomycota, Eurotiomycetes, Chaetothyriales, Herpotrichiellaceae. Gene Ontology annotation, molecular function: RNA polymerase II cis-regulatory region sequence-specific DNA binding; zinc ion binding; DNA-binding transcription factor activity, RNA polymerase II-specific. The record is from RefSeq and is a predicted model, not a curated record. Gene Ontology annotation, cellular component: nucleus. The coding region runs from base 1 to 1848 and encodes 615 amino acids.
AUGCCAGCCAAACCGGAACCGGACAAUUCUCAUAGGCACAUUGCUGAUAGCGAGACAUCGUCUCACUCCUUUUUGCAGUACUUGCGCGAGACUCUCCGCCCAUAUGUGGGUUUGACAUCGUUCACGGAAGGAGCGAGACAUGAGAUGGUGCAAGACGAUGUACAAGACGCUGUCCAUCCAGUUCCGGCUCAUAGCCGCGAUGAGCUCUUGGGAGCCUAUCUGGAAGCCACUAGCGGCCUCCUAGAACUGUUCUCAACGGAUGAGCUUGCUGACAUGUAUCGGAGCAACGUAUACGCACAUGAUCCUCCGGGAUGGGGCUUGGAUGGCGACUUGAUCCCGGCUACCGAUGUUGCCCUAGCUAUCGGGGCUCAGCUUCGGGAGCCCUUCACCUGCCGAGCACAUUCAACUUAUUACUUCCGCAAUGGCCGUGAAGCAGCAUUUAAGACCAUGCUUGGAAGACAAAACCUCUCUAUGGUUCGUUUGUUCACAUUGCUGGCGUUCUACAUGAUUGGUGCCUGUCAAAGAGAUACAGCCUCAAUGUACCUGGGUGUGGCGGCGAAAGCCGCAUGUGUGUUAUCCCUACACCGUGCCUCAACAUACUCCAAUUCUUCCGAGAGCGAGUCGUCCUCGAAUAGAGCACGAAUCUGGAACAGCUUGCGCAACGUCGACGUUCUUUCGAGCUUCAUCUUUGGGAAACCAAAAAGCCUACCAGCAAUCCGACAAAGUUCCAGCCAGACCCAUCUCUCAUUCGAAUACCUGGGCAACGACAAUCUCACGCCAUUCAACUCUAUCGUAAAAGGCUGCUCCCUACUUGAAGAAAUUGUGGACGAACUCAGCUCCGGCAAAAUUUUGCACGUACCGACAGCUGAGAGUCUCCUUGAGAAGUUGCAGAGCUGGAGCCAGUCGCUUCCAACCAGCUUGCGCAAAGUCUCGUUCACAGGUGAUGCUAAUGUGUCAAGAAAUGCGUUGCGAAGUAUCACAUCACCAACAGGCAAAGACGCAAUCUCCCAAGGAGAUUUAUCAGCAAGGCAGAAGUUAGCUGGAGCGCUGCACGUGUCUUGUAUCUACUAUUUCGCCGUCAUACUCAUUUCACGCCCAUUCUUGAUAGCCUAUCUACUAUCUCGGCUCCGAGGGAGAGCUCCCGAUCAGCUGAUUCCCAACCCCGAUGAGGCAUCAGACAUGGCGAUCAAAAACAGCACCAUCAGCAAGAUGGCUCAAUUGUGUGUCAGUGCCGCAAUGCGUACCGCAGCCACAUGUGCGGCGGCACACCGGCAUGGGUACUCCUUUGGAAACCUCUGUCUGCUCAAGGCAUGGGUCUUUGGAGCCGGUCUCGUACUCGGCUUCAGCAAAUUUGCUGGAGAGCCUCGAAAGGACAUAGACGAGGCUUUCGAGCAGGUGAAUACUGUCCUUGAGUCUAUUGCGACCCAAAGUCCGCAAGCUGGCCUAUAUCGAGAAACUCUUGAAGCCUUCAGGGAGUCUAUUGCGAAGUGGCAUGACCGCGUUGAGACCGAAAUCAAACGGACGGUGCAGCACUACAUGGACGAUAUCCUCGUAAUCCAUGGCAGUGCCCAGAACCAGACAACAAUCGGGCCAAAUUUCCCUUCCGGGGCUUUCUACACCACUGACACGCCUCAAAGUUACACAGACGACCACCCACCAGGACUUGACGCGGUUGGAGUGGACAAUGCGGCUCCGUGGCUCGAGGGCUGGGCAGGCGGCACUCCGCAAUCAAGCACACAGGUACUUCGACAUCUCGGCUUUGGCGAUGUAAUCAGCGACUACGAAAGUUACGACGACCCGUUCUUCAACUUCGAGCCAUUCGAAAAACUAUUCUAUAGCGUUGAGUAA